Molecule: messenger RNA, 1638 nt
Organism: Musa acuminata subsp. malaccensis (wild Malaysian banana)
Lineage: Eukaryota; Viridiplantae; Streptophyta; Magnoliopsida; Zingiberales; Musaceae
Product: FAD synthetase, chloroplastic
Biological process (GO): riboflavin biosynthetic process; FAD biosynthetic process
Cellular component (GO): chloroplast
Molecular function (GO): FMN adenylyltransferase activity
Source: RefSeq, a predicted model, not a curated record
GGGUAGAAAGAAGGCACGAUUGAGGGCACUCGAGAAGUGCACUUAACGAGUCGCUCGCUCGUAAGCUGAACCCUCAACCAAUCGCCUCCGGAACUGGGCGGAGAGAGAGAGAGAGAGGUGGGGGGCCGCCGGCAAUGGAACGGAGCGGCACCGUCCUCCAGUCCGCUCCCCAGACCGCUCGCCCUCCUUCCAUCCCCUGUUGGCCCCUCUUCCCUCGCUCCCACAACCCCCCUCGAUCGACUGGUUGCGGCGUUGCAAGGCUUCGACAUGGGAGGUGUACUCCAUGGGUCGCCGAGCAGUUGAGGUAUUGUUGUUGUUUGAAUAAAAAGAGGUACUUGCUGGUGCAUAAGGUUGUACAACAUUCUAUGGCAAGAGUUUUUAGCUCAGGUGGACCACAGGAAACAAAUUUAGGUAGUGAAGAAAUGAAGAAAGAUAAGUUUCUUAUUGAUUGUGGAUCAGAUCAAGAAUGUGUGCUUGGAGGUAUAGUGGCCUUAGGCAAGUUUGACGCUCUUCAUACUGGUCACCGCGAACUUGUCAUACAAGCAUCAAAAGCUGGGAGUCCUUUCCUCCUUUCUUUUGUUGGAAUUGCCGAAGUACUUGGUUGGGAAUCAAGGCCUCCUAUAGUUGCACAAUGUGACAGGAAGCGUGUACUCGCUUCCUGGGCUCCGUACUGUGGUAAUGAAGUUCCCUUGGAAUACCAGGUUCAAUUUUCAAUUGUCAGGCAUCUUACCCCACGGCAAUUUGUUGAAAAGUUAUCUAAGGAGCUAAAAGUAAGUGGAGUAGUUGCAGGUCAGAAUUACAGAUUUGGAUACAAGGCAUCUGGUGAUGCAUCAGAGUUGGUGAGACUCUGCAAAGAAUAUGGUUUGGCUGCAUUUAUUGUAAGCCCCGUUAUGGACAAGAACCAAAGAUCCUAUAACGGUGCUUAUAGAAGCAUCAAUUCAAGUGACAAAGGUCAGGUAUCAUCUACACGUGUUCGGCAUGCUCUUGCUAUGGGCGAUGUGGAUUAUGUGGUGGAACUUCUUGGUAGAAAGCACCGGCUCGUGCUGUCUUUGGAUAAACAGUUUUGCUCACAGAAACGGAUUUUGGUUCCCAGGUCAUGCAUGUUGAACCAGCCACCAAAGGAUGGUGCAUACUACAAUUGCACCAUUCUUGUGGAUGAUAAGCUUAUUGGACCUGCGAGUGUGGUCAUUGAUACUGACAACAUCAAUAUAGAGUUGGAUGAUGAGAGCUUGGAAGCACAAGAUAUCACCCUGGAUCAUCAGUUCAUUGGUAUAGAAUUCGGAUAGCUGAUGCUCCUGUGGGACUUGAAUGAUCCUUGUAGAUCUCCAAGACAUUGUGUUCUUUUCAUUUGACCAACAAAUGUGGACCCUAUACAGCUCGUCCUACAAUCAGCACCAUAGUUCUGGAUGGUGAUUCAUCGAGUAAACAAACAAGUUCUAGUUUGAUGUGUUCAUGGUCCGGGAGAAAAAAAUGAAUGUAGCGGUGGAUGCUUCAUAUUUUUAUUUCUCUUUUAAGCAAUGGAAGUGUCAAAAAAUUUUCUCUAGGACGAGAAAAUUUGAGCCAACAUAAUGCUAGAUUGUAAUCCUCUUUCGUAUCUUGCUUUAGCUAUUUAAGUAGAUGUGAUACUGCUCUGUUGUC